AUGCUCUCCCGUCUAAUCACUGCAAUUUUUACCUACUUCGACCAAACAAUCGUCCCAUACUCCACGGGCUGGUUUGAGCCUGAAAAGUUCAGUGCUAUGAUGGCGGCUGCGGGCUAUACGCCACAAGAGUUCCCUCCGGUCGCGCAUACCCCUGAAGCGACUCAGCUAGAACACCAACAACUCGACGCCUGGCUCACGAAUUGGUACCGGGACGUCUCGCUUGAUCCUCGCAUGGAGACACGCCAGUUCGAGGCUCCAGAACCGCCCUCACCGGUAGAUGGUCGCAUAAGAAUGCGUGACAGCUUCUUCCACGCCCUUAAGUACCCGCAGGUAGAACCGGUGGUCAACGGUAUGCCAAAGCUGGCAACGCAUGGAUUGGAGUAUUAUUUUGUUUCUACCAUCCUAUCGAACCCCAACGAUGCGGCAAUUCGUCUAAAUAACAUAUUGGGGUCAACACCUGACCUUAUUGACCCGCAGACUGCGCUGCCUUUCGAGCGAGACUUUAUUCCUCGAUCCUGUUUCCCACCGGGACCUGAUAAAGAAUUGAUGGAAACGAAUCUAAGGCUUCAGGAAGAAAGAAUGGCAAUACAGGCUCAGGAGGCGCAUCUUAGGUUGGAAGCAGAGCAUCAGGCAAAUCUAAUGAUAAAACGGGCAAUGGACAACGUUAGCGGCGGAUGGAGAAUUGACAGUAAUGGACACAGGUACUACCAGCAGGGAUUAUAG
This is a messenger RNA of Arthroderma uncinatum, 723 nucleotides long. RefSeq lists its product as uncharacterized. Bases 1 to 723 code for a protein of 240 amino acids. NCBI's taxonomy places the organism in Eukaryota, Fungi, Ascomycota, Eurotiomycetes, Onygenales, Arthrodermataceae. The transcript has a single exon. The record is from RefSeq and is a predicted model, not a curated record.